Messenger RNA from Homo sapiens (human), 2203 nucleotides. It is a transcript of the gene ERVV-1, whose product is annotated as endogenous retrovirus group V member 1, envelope. Gene Ontology annotation, cellular component: membrane. The coding region runs from base 171 to 1604 and encodes 477 amino acids. NCBI's taxonomy places the organism in Eukaryota, Metazoa, Chordata, Mammalia, Primates, Hominidae. The record is from RefSeq and is marked reviewed. The transcript has a single exon.
UGCGGUGGCAUCGGUUCUUCUCCUUAUUUUGACCCACACUGGCAUGCCACCUGAAGUCCCGAUAACAGCCUGAUUUCUCACUAAACACUCCAUCGAACCAUUUCAUUAUUUGUCUCUCCUAUUUUCAGCACUUUCCUUUUGCUUUCACAAAGCUUAAGGGAGAAUCAGCUAUGACAGAGAAAUUCCUUUUCCUUUAUCUUUCCCUCCUUCCCAUGCCCCUACUCUCACAGGCACAGUGGAAUGAAAAUUCCCUUGUCAGUUUUUCCAAAAUAAUUGCUUCGGGAAACCAUCUAAGCAACUGUUGGAUCUGCCACAACUUCAUCACCAGGUCCUCAUCUUACCAAUAUAUUUUGGUAAGAAAUUUUUCUUUAAACCUAACAUUUGGUUCAGGAAUCCCUGAAGGCCAACAUAAAUCUGUUCCGCUCCAGGUUUCGCUUGCUAACUCAGCGCACCAAGUCCCCUGCCUGGAUCUCACUCCACCUUUCAAUCAAAGCUCUAAAACUUCUUUCUAUUUCUACAACUGCUCUUCUCUAAACCAAACCUGUUGUCCAUGCCCUGAAGGACACUGUGACAGGAAGAACACCUCUGAGGAGGGAUUCCCCAGUCCCACCAUCCAUCCCAUGAGCUUCUCCCCAGCAGGCUGCCACCCUAACUUGACUCACUGGUGUCCAGCUAAACAAAUGAACGAUUAUCGAGACAAGUCACCCCAAAACCGCUGUGCAGCUUGGGAAGGAAAAGAGCUAAUCACAUGGAGGGUUCUAUAUUUGCUUCCCAAGGCACACACUGUCCCCACAUGGCCAAAAUCUACUGUUCCCCUGGGAGGGCCUCUAUCCCCUGCAUGCAAUCAAACUAUUCCAGCAGGGUGGAAAUCGCAGUUACACAAGUGGUUCGACAGCCACAUCCCCCGGUGGGCCUGUACCCCUCCUGGCUAUGUAUUUUUAUGUGGGCCACAAAAAAAUAAACUGCCCUUUGAUGGAAGUCCUAAGAUAACUUAUUCAACCCCCCCUGUGGCAAACCUCUACACUUGCAUUAAUAACAUCCAACAUACGGGAGAAUGUGCUGUGGGACUUUUGGGACCACGGGGGAUAGGUGUGACCAUUUAUAACACCACCCAACCCAGACAGAAAAGAGCUCUGGGUCUAAUACUGGCAGGGAUGGGUGCGGCCAUAGGAAUGAUCGCCCCAUGGGGAGGGUUCACUUAUCAUGAUGUCACCCUCAGAAAUCUCUCCAGACAAAUAGACAACAUAGCUAAGAGUACCAGAGAUAGCAUCUCUAAACUCAAGGCCUCCAUAGAUUCUCUAGCAAAUGUAGUCAUGAACAACAGAUUGGCCUUAGAUUACCUCUUAGCAGAGCAGGGUGGAGUCUGUGCAGUGAUCAGUAAAUCCUGUUGCAUUUAUGUCAAUAACAGUGGGGCGAUAGAGGAGGAUAUAAAAAAGAUCUAUGAUGAGGUUACGUGGCUCCAUAACUUUGGAAAAGGUGAUUCAGCAGGGUCCAUUUGGGAGGCUGUGAAGUCUGCCCUCCCCUCCCUCACAUGGUUUGUCCCUUUACUGGGACCAGCUGCACUUAAUAGCCUGCUUUCUCCUCUUUGGCCCUUGUCUCUAUAAUUCACUAAUUAAAUAUGUCUCUUCCAGGAUAUGGCAAUUUCACACAGAGCCCCUAAAAAUGGAAAGAGAUCAUCCAAUCUUCCUUGGAGGUCCCAGCACCUACAAGUACAUAUCUCCCUUGGAUGCCAGUGGGCAAAGAUUCUGCAACUACGGAGGGGCUCCUUCCCUGACAGAGAGCAAGAGAGGGAGACCCUGAUGACUUCUUCGUCCCACGUCAGCAGGAAGUAGUUACAGAAGACCCACGACGUCCUUAUGCCCAAAGCUUUUCAGGGUCUCCAACUCUUGAGGGGGAAUACUGUUAGGGUAGGCAGGUAGCCAGACAAGAGCAGGCAAGGAAGCCCCUGGGAAAGGAAUCUUUAGAAAUGCAGCCCGCUGAUGGCCUCCUUGGAAACGCUGCACGCUGAGUCAGCAAAAGGAGGAGCGUGGCUACACUGGCUACACCUGGCCUUGUGGCUGCAUUCCUCUGUUCCAGAAGGGAACUUAUCAAGGCCCAGCCAGAGGUUACCAAGGUAGGAGCUAUUCCCCACUAAGAAGCAUGUAUACUUCUCUAAUAAUUCACCCUAAUAUACCAUUUUGUUCAUUAAAAUAAUAAAAAAAAC